UGUUACACACCUUAUCCACCAGACAAUCUUAAACAAUACUGACACAGAUCCCCAGCACCGAGGGUUCUGAUAUGGUGACUGCAUUCGUAGUUACGUGAGCACCGAUACCAUCCAUUUCAUCGAUGCUCGAUGUCUGCGGAAGAUUCGCCAAACCAAGAGCCGGGACCGACCACUCCUCUGCUCAACCGGAGUACCCCGUCGUCAGCGCCUCGUUCAGGUAGAAAUUCAUUGCUUAAAAAUGCGACCUUGGAGACCUUCCGUAUCAUCAAGGUGGUUUGGUUUCAGAGCAUUGUGAACUGGUUUCUUUUUCUUGUCCCGGUGGCCCUGGUGGCUAGCACAAAUGACUGGGACACGUCCUCGGUUUUUGUUCUCAACUUUCUCGCUAUUCUAGCAUUGUCAUCAGUGUUGUCGUUUGCGACAGAUGAGUUAGCAAAGAGUACAGGCCAGACGCUGGGUGCCUUGGUAAAUGCGACGUUUGGCAACGCUCUAGAAAUGAUUGUCGGCAUUACAGCCGUAAGGCAAGGAGAGAUUCGAAUCGUGCAGUCGAGUAUGGUGGGGAGCAUUCUCUCUGGCAUUCUCUUGAUCCUGGGCUGUACCUUCUUUUUCGGCUGCUACAACAAAGAGGACCAAAAGUUCAAUGCAGAUGUGAUAGGCGUCAUGAUAUCACUGAUGGUCGUCUCCUGUGCUACGCUCAUAAUCCCUUCUGCAUUAGGGACAAUGACACCAUGGAAACGUCCGGAAUUGGAUGACAGUAUUCUAAGUCUGUCUCGCGCCACUGCUAUUGUCCUUAUUAUUUUCUAUCUUGUGUACCUCUACUUUCAGCUCAGAAGCCACGCCGACAUUUUUGAUGACAGUAACACCGAUCCCGACCAGACCCUGGACAAUGAAGUCCAGCUCAGUCUGUGGCCGUCGAGCAUAAUCCUACUUCUUGCUACGCUUGGUGUUACCUUUUGCUCCGAUGCUCUAGUUGACUCAGUUGACGGAAUCGUCGAAACAUGGCAUAUCAGUCGUGCUUUUAUCGGGCUCAUCAUCGUCCCUAUCGUCGGCAAUGCGGGCGAGUUUACAGCCGCCGUCAGCGCUGCAAGAGCCGGGAAAAUGGGUCUUGGAGUCAGUCUGAUUGUAAGCGCGACUCUUCAAAUUUCCCUGUUCGUCACGCCGUUUCUGGUCAUCUGUGGAUGGAUAAUAGGGAAGCCUAUGUCGCUCUAUUUUAACACAUUUGAGACUGUUGUGCUCUCUUUCUCCGUCAUUGUCGUGAAUUGUCUUGUCCGCGAAGGCCAGGCAAAUUAUCUAGAAGGCAUUUUGCUGAUGGGAACGUACGUUAUUGUAGGGAUAGCCUUUUAUGUGCAUCCUCAAGAUUCAGAAGUGCUGAUCGAGGGUAUCAGUGGAUAUCAAUAGAUAUUUUAAUUUAACUAAAACUAAUUACUUUUACUAUCUAGUCGAGAAAAGAAAGGCGCAAUUACUUAUCUGAUAUAUGGACUAUCAUAUUUGGUUCACAACAUAUUGUGUGAACCUAUAGAGAAAAACCGAUCCUCACGUACAAGUCCCUGAUUUCUUAACCAAUUGUGUUGAUAACGAAGAAAGUCACAAAACUUCCAUGUCAAUAUAUAUAAUU
Messenger RNA from Talaromyces proteolyticus, 1612 nucleotides. RefSeq names its product putative vacuolar calcium ion transporter. The record is from RefSeq and is a predicted model, not a curated record. Gene Ontology annotation, cellular component: fungal-type vacuole membrane. Gene Ontology annotation, molecular function: calcium:proton antiporter activity. The transcript is spliced from 3 exons. The coding region runs from base 130 to 1395 and encodes 421 amino acids. Gene Ontology annotation, biological process: intracellular calcium ion homeostasis; calcium ion transmembrane transport. NCBI's taxonomy places the organism in Eukaryota, Fungi, Ascomycota, Eurotiomycetes, Eurotiales, Trichocomaceae.